Messenger RNA from Mesoplodon densirostris (Blainville's beaked whale), 5037 nucleotides. RefSeq names its product pleckstrin homology domain containing A7 (gene PLEKHA7). Bases 2 to 3820 code for a protein of 1272 amino acids. The record is from RefSeq and is a predicted model, not a curated record. Gene Ontology annotation, molecular function: protein binding. Gene Ontology annotation, cellular component: zonula adherens; pore complex. NCBI's taxonomy places the organism in Eukaryota, Metazoa, Chordata, Mammalia, Artiodactyla, Ziphiidae. Gene Ontology annotation, biological process: pore complex assembly; zonula adherens maintenance; epithelial cell-cell adhesion. The transcript is spliced from 27 exons.
CAUGGCGGCGGCGGCGGCGGUCGGGCGGGACACUUUACCUGAGCACUGGUCCUACGGCGUGUGCCGGGACGGCCGCGUCUUCUUCAUCAACGACCAGCUCCGCUGCACGACCUGGCUACACCCGCGCACUGGGGAACCCGUCAACUCCGGCCACAUGAUCCGCUCAGACCUGCCCCGCGGCUGGGAGGAGGGCUUCACGGAGGAGGGCGCCAGUUACUUCAUCGACCAUAACCAGCAGACCACAGCCUUCAGGCAUCCUGUGAGUGGGCAGUUUUCUCCAGAAAAUAGCGAAUUUAUUCUUCAAGAAGAGCCAAAUCCACCUAUGUCAAAGCAAGAGAGAAACCAAAGACCGUCCAGCAUGGUCAGUGAAACGUCCACGGCCGGGACCCCUUCUACCGUGGAGGCCAAGCCUGGCCCCAAGAUCAUAAAGUCCAGCAGUAAAGUCCACAGCUUUGGGAAGAGGGACCAAGCCAUUCGGAGGAACCCCAAUGUUCCAGUGGUGGUGAGGGGCUGGUUGCACAAGCAGGACAGUUCUGGGAUGAGGCUGUGGAAGAGGAGGUGGUUUGUGCUUGCUGAUUAUUGCUUGUUUUACUAUAAAGACAGCCGAGAAGAAGUGGUCCUUGGGAGCAUCCCUCUGCCCAGCUACGUGAUCUCAACAGUGGGCCCCGAGGAUCGCAUAAGUCGCAAGUAUUCCUUUAAGGCCGUGCACAUGGGGAUGCGAGCACUCAUCUAUAAUAGCUCCACCAGGGGCUCUCAGGCCGAGCAGUCAGGCAUGAGGACCUACUACUUCAGUGCCGACACCCAGGAGGACAUGAACGCUUGGGUCAGGGCCAUGAACCAGGCUGCACAGGUGCUAUCUCGAUCGUCACUGAAGAGGGACAUGGAGAAGGUGGAGCGGCAGGCGGUCCCCCAGGCCAACCACACAGAGUCCUGUCGAGAAUGUGGCCGCGUGGGACCCGGACAUGCAAGGGAUUGUUCUCAUCGCAACCAUGAGGAUUCCUUUGGAUUCGAGAGGCGGGAGCAGGAGGAAGACCGGUACCGCUCCCAGAGGGACCCACUGGAGGGCAAGCGGGACAGGAGCAAGGCCAGGUCCCCAUACUCGCCCGCUGAAGAGGAUGCCUUGUUCGUGGAUUUACCCUGUGGCCCGAGAGGCCAGCAGGCUCAGCCCCAAAGGGCAGAGAGGAACGGUGUGCUGCCUGGCACAUCUGGCCCAGGAGAGCAGAACGGGACUGGCGGGUACCAGCGGGCCUUCCCUUCCAGGACCAACGCUGAGAAGCACAGCCAGAGGAAGAGCAGCCUGGCGCACGUGGAGCAGUGGGCAAAGGCCCAGAAGGUGGACGGCAGGAGCCUGCCCCUGGACCAGACCCUUCCUCGCCAGGGUCCCAGCCAAUCCCUGUCCUUCCCAGAAAACUACCAGACUCUUCCCAAGAGCAGCCGACGCCCCUCAGGGGGCUCUUCACCCCCUCCCCGCAACCUGCCGAGUGACUACAAGUACGCGCAGGACCGAGCCAGCCACCUGAAGAUGUCGAGUGAGGAGCGCCGGGCACACCGGGAUGGCACCGUGUGGCAGCUCUACGAGUGGCAGCAGCGCCAGCAGUUCCGGCACGGCAGCCCCACGGCGCCCAUCUGUGCCGGCUCCCCAGAGCUCACCGACCAGGGCCGAAGCAGGAGCAUGCUAGAGGUGCCCCGCUCCAUCUCCGUGCCUCCAUCUCCCUCGGACAUCCCUCCCCUGGGACCCCUGAGGGCCUUCCCACCCCGGCGGCCACACACGCCAGCAGAGCGGGUCACUGUGAAGCCCCCGGACCAGAGAAGGAGUGUGGACAUCUCGCUGAGCGGUUCUCCCAGGAAGGCGUGGGGCCACACCACCAAGAACUCCUCUCAUGUGGACCGACGCUCCAUGCCCUCCAUGGGUUACAUGACCCACACUGUCAGUGCUCCCAGUUUACAUGGAAAAUCGGCUGACGAUACCUACCUCCAGCUGAAGAAAGACCUGGAGUAUCUGGACCUAAAGAUGACAGGCCGGGAUCUUCUCAAGGACCGAAGUCUGAAGCCAGUGAAGAUUGCCGAGAGUGACAUUGACGUUAAACUGAGCGUCUUCUGUGAACAAGACAGGAUCCUCCAGGACUUGGAAGACAAGAUACGAGCCCUUAAGGAGAACAAAGAUCAGCUGGAAUCCGUGCUGGAGGUGUUGCACAGACAGAUGGAGCAGUACCGAGACCAGCCCCAGCACCUGGAGAAGAUUGCCUACCAGCAGAGGCUGCUGCAGGAGGACCUUGUCCACAUCCGGGCAGAGCUCUCCAGAGAGUCCACUGAGAUGGAAAAUGCCUGGAAUGAAUACCUGAAGUUAGAGAGAGAUGUGGAGCAGCUGAAGCAGACCCUGCAGGAGCAACACAGAAGAGCCUUCUUUUUCCAGGAGAAAUCGCAGAUACAGAAGGAUCUCUGGAGGAUCGAAGAUGUCAUUGCAGGCCUGAGUGCAAAUAAAGAGAACUUCAGAAUCCUGGUGGAAUCGGUCAAAAAUCCGGAGAGAAAAACAGUGCCUUUGCUUCUUCACCCGCCUGUGCCUUCAAUCUCCUCUUCUGAGAGCAAGCCGUUCCUGCCCCACAGCCCACCCAUCAGCCCCAUGCGGACCCCUCUGGAGGUUCGACUCUUCCCCCAGCUGCAAACCUACGUGCCGUACCGACCUCACCUGCCCCAGCUGAGGAAGGUGACGUCUCCCCUUCAGUCACCAACCAAGACGAAGCCCAAAGUUGAAGACGAGGCACCUCCCAGGCCCCCGCUCCCUGAGCUCUACAGCCCGGAGGACCAGCCCCCGGCCGUGCCACCUCUACCGAGGGAGGCCACCAUCAUCCGGCACACUUCAGUGAGGGGCCUCAAGCGGCAGUCAGACGAGAGGAAGCGAGACCGGGAGCAGGGGCAGUGUUUGAACGGGGACUCAAGGGUGGAACUCCGGUCGUACGUCAGCGAGCCUGAGCUGGCGACCUUCAGUGGGGACAUGGCCCCUCCCUCCCUGGGACUCGUGGGCUCUGAGAGCAGGUACCAGACGUUGCCAGGCAGAGGGCUCUCGGGGUCCACAUCAAGGCUCCAGCAAUCGUCCACCAUUGCUCCCUACGUCACGCUUCGGAGGGGUCUAGAUGCCGAAAGCAGCAAGGUGACCUACCCUAGACCCAGGAGUGCCUUGGAGCGCCUGUACUCAGGGGACCACCAGCGGGGCAAGAUGAGCGCAGAGGAGCAGCUGGAGCGCAUGAAGCGGCACCAGAAGGCGCUGGUCCGGGAGCGCAAGAGGACGCUGAGCCAAGGAGAGAGGACGGGUCUGCCCUCGUCCCGCUACCUCAGCCAACCGCUCCCUGGAGAUCUCGGCUCAUGGAAGCGCGAGCAGGACUUUGACCUGCAGCUGCUGGAACGGGCCGUACAAGGGGACAGAAAGGACAAGGAGGAGAAUGGCUGGCUGAAGGUUCAGGCUAUGCCUGUCACUGAGUUGGACCUGGAACCACAAGACUAUGACGUGGACAUCAGCAGAGAGCUCUCCAAACCAGAGAAGGUCUCCAUCCCCGAGCGUUAUGUGGAGCUGGAUCCUGAAGAGCCGCCCAGCCUGGAGGAGCUGGAGGCGCGGUACCGCAAGGCCGAGAAGAUCCGUAACAUCCUUGCCCGGUCCAGCAUGUGCAACCUGCAGCCGGUGUCCAGCCAGGACCGGGAUGGUGUGGCCGACCUGGACUCGCAGCUGCAGGCGCAGGAGCGCAUCAUCAACAUCUCCUACGCCCUGGCCUCAGAGGCCUCCCAGCGCAGCAAGCAGGUGGCAGCCCAGGCAGUGACUGACCCGUGAUCCAGCGUGCAGAGAAGUCUGGAGCCAGGGGCCAGUGGAACCAGUUUCCUCCGAGAAGAUUGAUCCUCCUUCCCCUUCCAGCUGAGCCGGGGCUCAGGCUGGAGGACAGAGCGCCGCCAGCGGUGGGGCAUCCCCCACAGGGCUGGGGCCGAACACCCACGCUUGGUGUAGUGCAGACUCCUUUGUACAUGUGACAAAGGCACUUUUCAUACACACUGUAAAAUACUGACUCUGUAUUUUAGAAUCAGGUUAUGUUUUAUACUGUUCACCUCAAGGGCUGAGUGGCUGAGAAGGUGAGGAUGCAGGAGUUUGGAGCUGCACAUACAGAUUCAGGUACCGUUUGGGUGGUGGGUGUGGGUGGGAGCCGAAGGGCAGGGUGAGCAGAGGCCAGUCCAGCAUCUGCUGAACUCAGGUGAGGUUGGACUGGAGAUGUACUUCCAGUGGAUUCCAGUGUUGGGCUCAUUGGUGUGUUGUCCAGGGCAGUGAUCAGCGGACCCUGACCUGGCCUGAUGACCAGCUCUGUAGGGUGAAACUCCACCGAGCUGGCACGUGGAGCCUCGGCCUUGGGUCUGGCUUAGGCCCAAAGGUGUGUCCAAGAACUUUGGUUCCCAACCUGCCCAUGAGGUUCUCUCAGCAAAGGGCUCUUCAAAAAAAAACAAAACAAAAACAGUUCGCUGUAAUUAAAAAAAAAAAAAAUACACUUUGAAAUACAGAAAAGGUGAGAAGAAACACCUUUGAUUUGUAUCAUAAGCAAUAAACGUCACACUGGGUGGCAUCUACCUACAACUCCCCGAGUCCGCACUAGGCUGUGAUAGGUAUCCUGGGCUUGUUGUGGCUGGCCCCUGAGAACACAGGUCAGCCUACCCAGGACUUGGGUCAGGUGGCAGGUGGGCAGGCAGCGGACCCCUACCCUCCCUGAUGGCCAGCAGGGCCAUGAUGACAGGACUAUGACUUGACUUCCAGCCUAAAAUGGGGAGGGCUCUGUUAAGCCAGGUGCAGUGUUUGUGGCCCUUUAUGUAAGUCAUGAGCUCAUGAUAUUCUGCGUUCGGAAAACGAAGUUAAAAAAAAAAAAAACAUAAAACAACUCCAUUGGGUGGAGCCACACUUUAAAUGAAAAUUUGUCUUUGACUAUGGUCAGAAAAAUAAUCUUGAAUAUAUUUAGAAGUUGCCGUCUAUUUUUAACUAACUCCAUAUGCUGCCAGUAUCAACUUCAUGAC